AUGGGUGAAAAUGGAACCUAUAAAGCAUUAGGUGAAAUUCAUGCAUUGAAUGAAAAUAUUGCUACAAUAAAUAUGUCAACAUAUUUAAAUUAUGGAAAACCUUGUGAUGUAUGUUUUUAUGAAUAUAUUGAUAAUAUUAUUCCAUUAAUCAAUCAUAAAAAAAUAUUUACUAGUGGUUAUGAUGUGAGAGAAAUGGAAGAUGAUGAACCUGUAGUAAAACCAAAAAAUGUUCUUAAAUGUUCACAUGGUGGAAUUAUUGAUACAACUGAUAAUAUAUCAACUCGUGGUGGAAUUAAUAAAGAUGUGAGGACAAAUAUUUAUUUACCAAGUCGUUAUCGUCAAGAAACAGCAGCAAAUGCUGCUAUUGAAUUGACUUAUUUAUUUCUAAAGAAAUUAUGGCAUUUAACGGAAACAAACCAUAAUAGUACAUCAUAUUUUGGUCGAUUAUUAGAAUCAGUAUAA
Messenger RNA from Rotaria sp. Silwood1, 462 nucleotides. Lineage: Eukaryota; Metazoa; Rotifera; Eurotatoria; Philodinida; Philodinidae. The record is from the annotation of a GenBank genome assembly.